AUGUUGGUUAUCCAUGGCGGAUGUAUGCAACUGUUGCCGCAUGACCUCUCUGGACGCUUGUCUCAGUGGACUUUGCCCACAGCGACAGACUUACGAUUGUGCCGACAUGCUGUUAUGUCAAGCAUGCCUGGGAAGACCGGGAAAACUCAAAAAAUCGAUACCG
This is a messenger RNA of Dicrocoelium dendriticum, 163 nucleotides long. NCBI's taxonomy places the organism in Eukaryota, Metazoa, Platyhelminthes, Trematoda, Plagiorchiida, Dicrocoeliidae. The record is from the annotation of a GenBank genome assembly.